This is a messenger RNA of Engraulis encrasicolus (European anchovy), 2789 nucleotides long. RefSeq names its product integrin beta-7-like. The record is from RefSeq and is a predicted model, not a curated record. Gene Ontology annotation, biological process: integrin-mediated signaling pathway; cell adhesion mediated by integrin; cell-matrix adhesion. Gene Ontology annotation, cellular component: integrin complex; focal adhesion; cell surface. Gene Ontology annotation, molecular function: integrin binding. The transcript has 14 exons. The coding region runs from base 142 to 2307 and encodes 721 amino acids. Lineage: Eukaryota; Metazoa; Chordata; Actinopteri; Clupeiformes; Engraulidae.
GAGACAGUGUGCGUCUGUGCAUGCGUGUGUCCGUGUGCAUGCAUCAGUGCGUUCGUGGGUGCAGGCGUAGGAAGGUCACCCAUUUAUAUGGCGACAUGCGUGGCACACUCCUAGUACAGCAGGAGUCAGUCCUUACAUAAGAUGCUCUGGCUGCACUUCUUUGAAGCUCUUCUGAUCCUCUGUGGCGUUCAAGGUGCAGAAGGAAAGUGUGAGUCUCAUUCGACAUGCUCUGCAUGUGUGAGCAAAGUGGGGUGUGCUUGGUGUAAGCAGAAGGACUUCCUGUUGCCCGGCGAGGACAGCAGUCAUCGGUGCGGCACGGAGGAGCGUCUGCGCAUGAAGAACUGCUCUGAGGUGAUGAGCCCCAGCUCCAGCCUGCACACCGUCAGGGACGAGCCCCUCAGGGACGAGCCGGGACGCAUGGUGCAGCUGAGGCCUCAGGAGAUCCACCUCAAGCUGAGACUUGGCGUUCCCCAGAGGUUUAAUGUGGUGUUCAGGAGGGCAGAGGGCUACCCCAUUGACUUGUAUUACCUGAUGGAUCUCUCCUUCUCCAUGAGGGACGACCUCCAGAAUGUCCGCAAGCUGGGACACCAGAUUGUCGGCGCACUCAGAAACGUCUCCCGCUCAGUACGUAUCGGUUUUGGCUGUUUUGUGGAGAAAGACAUAGACCCUUAUAUUGGAGUGACGGGGGAGGUGAGGAGAAUGCCGUGCCGAGGGACCACCGCCUGUCAGCCGGCGUUCAGCUUCAGACAUGUCCUACCGCUCACUGAGGACGUUGCCGAGUUCAGAAGGAGGGCUGAGAGGGAGUUGAUCUCCUCAAACCUGGACAACCCAGAGGCAGGCUUGGACGCAGUCAUGCAGGUCGCAGUCUGUCAGGAUCAGAUUGGAUGGGGCAACGCGGCACGGAUAGUGAUUUACACGUCUGACGAUGUGUUUCAUCUGGCCGGCGAUGGGAGACUGGGUGGCAUAGUCCGACCCCACGACGGGAAGUGUCACCUCGACAGCAAGGGACUCUAUGACAUGGAGACACACUUGGACUACCCAUCUCUGGCCCAUGUAGCAGAGGUUCUAGCUGCCAACAACAUCAAACUCAUCUUUGCAGUGACUCAAGACCACACAGAUUACUACAUGAAGGCAAGUGAGCAGAUUCCACAGUCUGUAGUGGGCGUGCUGGAAGAGGACUCUAGCAACGUGGUCCAACUCAUCUCCAAAGCCUACGAUGACCUGUCAUCUAAAAUUAUCCUCGAGCACCACAAAGUUCCAGCAGGCAUAGAUGUCUCCUAUGAGUCCCAGUGCGGCGACCGAGAGCACUCCCCAAAACAAAAGAAAGGCGUAUGCAACAAUGCCAAGAUCAAUGAGCAGGUGAGUUUCACAGUGACCAUGAACAGCUUCACCUGUUUGUCUGAGGCAGUUACGUUCACACUCGGUGUGCAGGGGCAAAAUGAGAAGGUGCAGGUUACCGUGGAUACUCUGUGUGAUUGUGCCUGCAACGACACAGAACCCUCCUCCCCUCAGUGUGGUGGCAAAGGAACACUCAACUGUGGCAUCUGUAGCUGUGACGUAGGGCACAUGGGCCAGCGGUGUGAGUGUGACAGUGACGCCCUGGAACACAGAGACGGCAUGAUGGAGCUGGAAAGGCAGUGCUUCAGUCCCAACGCCACCACCACCUCCACCUCCUCCCAGCCAUGCAGUGGGCACGGCUCAUGCCUCUGUGGACAGUGCCUUUGCAGGGGCCACUUCAGGGGCCAGUACUGCCAGUGUGAGGACCACAGCUGCCAUCGCCACAACAAUCUCAUCUGUGGAGGGAAUGGGAAGUGUAACUGUGGCACAUGUGAGUGCCACCCUAAUUUCUCUGGUCCUGCCUGCGAAUGCUCCACUCUGACUGACCAGUGCCACACCUCAGGAGGGGGCCUGUGCAGCCACCAUGGGCAGUGCCAAUGCAACACUUGCCAGUGCCACCCAGGUUACUAUGGAGAGCGCUGCUCUCAGGUGAGAGACCCAUGUGUGAAGUUCAGGCCUUGUGCGCUUUGCUUAGCAACUAAAGAGGAAAAAUGUGAGCGCACCUGUGGAGGGAUGAAAGCUACCAAAGUGAACGAAUCUGCAGCAUUCCUCUGCUUUGACGAGAAGGUCCACUAUAACAUAAAGGUGGACCAGGCUGAUGGACAUGUCCAUAUUCUCUACGCUCCACAGGCUGGUAAAAUGAGUGCUGUUUACCUCCUCAUCUGCACUGCAAGUGGCGGCGUUGUUCUGAUUGGCGUGGUUGUCAUUAUAAUAUGCAAAAUUUUGAUUGAAAUAAGUUCAUUCUCAUGAGUGUUUGUGGGCCAAGGCCUAGACUAUGUGUGCAUUCCAAUAUGCGGACUCCCGUUCUCCCUUGCUCACUUGCCUCCUUGUGGCCUUGUGAUGACAUCACCGACAACAGAAUUGUAAUUUCAAUAUCUCGCAAAAGCUCAACUCUAAUGUCAUUUUCUCAUUUGCAAACGGGAUGGUGAAUGAAGAAUAGUACCCCAAAAGUUGUUGUGGCUAGGCUGACAGCGAGGAAACGUUAUUGUUUUCUUCACGGAGGCGGGGCAUCAGUGAAACGCGGCGCACAAGCACAGACUGAGCUGGGAUGGGAGUCUGCAUAUUGGAAUACAGCCUAUGCAUUGUACUGCAUGCAUGAUAAUCUUAUAAAUAACAAUAGCUGUUUUUACAUGUGAUUAAACUGGUAAACUGAACUCUUGUCAUUUUUGCCAAACACAACUUGAACCAGAGGUCACAGAGGGUCACAGCAGGGAAAAUAAUGCAAUCAGAGA